Molecule: messenger RNA, 4642 nt
Organism: Oncorhynchus mykiss (rainbow trout)
Lineage: Eukaryota; Metazoa; Chordata; Actinopteri; Salmoniformes; Salmonidae
Source: RefSeq, a predicted model, not a curated record
GUAUGGAGGCAGUGGCUUUGUCACUCAUUCGUUGAACAGUGUGCUGGCGCAGGUCUUCUGCCGUUACUACAUCGAUAAUAAACUAGAAAUACUACCAAUUUGCCAUACAAAAAAAUAAAUAGCUAGCAAUAUGGGAAUGUAUUGUUUUUGAAAAUAUCAAGAACAACCACAUCCUACAGGGACCACAUUCUUUAUUAAGCCAUUUGCGUGGUCUAAUCAAGGAGUUGCAAUGAUCCACGCGAAGGAUAUCAUUUUAGCCUUCCUUCUCGUGGGCUCUACAGUUUGUCUGGAAGUGGAGAUCACCCCCACCCAGGGAGAGAUCAGUGUCGGAGAGUCCAAGUUCUUUCUGUGUGAAGUUGUUGGGGUAGCAAAGGAGAUUGACUGGUAUUCGCCGAGCGGGGAGAGGAUAGAGCCCAACAAACCAGAGAUCACCGUAACCCGAAACGACGAGUCCUCGUCCACACUCACGCUCUACAAGGCCGGGGUGGACAGCGCUGGGACCUACAAGUGUCUGGCCACCAACGGAGACCAGUCAGCAGAAGCCACCGUCAACGUCAAGUUCUACCAAAGGAUCACCUUCAAGAACGCCCCCUCCCCCCAAGAGUUCAAUGAAGGGGACAACGCCAAAAUUGUGUGUGACGUCAUCAGCUCCCCUCCCCCCACCAUCAUCUGGAAACACAAAGGAGCUAAGAUUCAGAUGGAGAAGGAUGUCCGCUUUAAGAUCCUUCCCAACAACCACCUGCAGAUCCGAGGCAUCAAGAAGACAGACGAGGGGUCGUACACCUGCGAGGGCCGCCUCAUGGCCCGGGGAGAGAUCGACCUCAAGAUCAUCAGGGUCAUCGUCAACGUGCUCCCUACCAUCCGGGUGUGGCAGUCUGAGGUGAAUGCCACAGCAGGCGUGGGCCAGUCUGCCAUGUUGACCUGUGCAGCUGAUGGAUACCCAGAGCCCAUGGUGACCUGGGCAAGGGCCGGUGUUCUUCUGGAGUCAGGAGACAAGUACAGCUUUAAUGAGGACGGUUCAGAGAUGACCAUCAUGGAGGUGGCCAAGCUGGAUGAGGGAGAGUACACCUGCAUCGCUAAGAACAAGGCUGGGGAGAGCGAACAGGAACUCAGCCUCAGGGUGUUUGUGAAACCUAAGAUCACCUUCCUGCUGAACCAGAGCACGUCUGAGAUGGAGGAGCAGGUGACUCUGACCUGUGAGGCGUCAGGGGACCCCACCCCCACCAUCAACUGGAGCUUCGGCCUACGCACCUUCACUGAGGGAGAACAGGCGCAUCUUAACAGGAUCUAUCAGGCCUCUUGGACUCGGCCCGAGCAACACAAGAGUCUGGAUGGGAACGUCGUAGUGAGGAGUGAUGCUCGUGUGUCCUCCCUCACGCUGAAGUACGCCAAGUUCACCGACGCUGGCCAGUACCUCUGCUCUGCACGCAACGCCAUCGGAGUGGAUUCUCAACCCGCCUACCUGGAAGUCCGCUAUGCUCCUAAGAUCCAGGGCUCAGUGACAGUGUAUACCUGGGAGGGAAAUGCAGCUAACAUCAGCUGUGAGGUCCUGGCCCACCCCAGUGACGUGUCCAUGCUCUGGCUGAGGGACGGGUUUCAGCUUCCCAACGCUAACGUCACCAAAGCCAAGGUUUUCCAGAGCCCCACAGCCAGCUACCUGGAGGUCACCCCAGAGUCUGAGAAUGACUUUGGGAGCUACAACUGUACUGCUUCCAAUGAGAUGGGCACAGAAUCCAAGGAGUUUCUCCUCAUUCAGGCUGAUGUCCCGUCAGCCCCGUCCCUCGGGGAGGUGGAGCCGUUCUCCAGCUCAGCCAGGGUGGAGUUCCAGGAGCCUGACGCCACCGGGGGUGUACCCGUCCUCCGGUACCGGGCUGAAUGGAAGACUGUGGGCAGGGGCAGCUGGGUGCAGAAGGUCUAUGAGGUCCAAGGAGGAACUCUGAGUGAAGUUACCAUCAUAGGCCUGAAGCCUGAGACCAACUAUGAGGUGAAGAUGUUAGCCAUCAACGGCAAGGGAGAGGGUGAAACUAGCCCCGCUCUGGUCUUCAAGACAGAGCCUGUCCGUUAUUCUUACGCAAAAGGGGAACCUGAACCGCCUAAGCUGGAGGGAACACUUCAAACCAAAGGCAACUCCCUCAAAGUCAACUGGAUCAAGCAGGACGAUGGAGGCUCCCCCAUCACACACUACCUAGUCCGCUAUAAACCAAAGCAUCAGACCGACUGGAAGCCAGAGAUCCGGCUGCCCAGUGGCAGUGAGUAUGUGGUUCUGAGCGGACUGGAAUGGAACACAGAGUACGAUGUGUUUGUGGUGGCAGAGAACCAGCAGGGGAAGUCCCAACCUGGAACCCUGACCUUCAGAACCUCUCCAGAACCCGCUGCCAUCCCAGAUAUAGACGGGGAGUCUGCCCUCUCCACGGGCAUCAUGGCAGGGAUCCUCAUCUUGGCCUUCGUCCUGCUGCUCCUGGCUGUGGACAUCACCUGCUACUUCACCAACAAGUGUGGCCUCAUCAUGUGUCUGUGUGGCAAGCCAGGCAGCGGGGCCAAGGGACACAACCUAGAACAGGGCAAGGCUGCAUUCAUAAAGGACGAGUCCAAAGAGCCGAUAGUGGAAGUGAGGACAGAGGAUGAGUGCACAGCCAAUCACAAUGCAGGAGGACCCACAGAACCCAAUGAGACCACACCCCUUACAGAGCCAGAGCUGGCUGCCCUGGCUCUGGACACCCUCUCAUCUGUAGCCACCAUCUCUGACACAGCCAACACAAUCUAUGACCCCGCCCAGGACAGCCCCUCUAGCGAGAGCACCGCACUCACCUGUAGCCUGUCUGCCCCCUCUACUGACCCCCUGUCUACCCCCGUUACUGACCCCCUGCCUGCCGCUGCCCCCGCCCCGGCACCCACCUCAGAGUCCAACACAGCCCCCCCAACCCCCCUCAUCUCCACUUCUGACAUCACAGCAACCCCCCUGUUAGACCUUCUAGAAGACAGCUCUCCUAGAGCAGAGGACAAAAUGUCUGCCACUGCUGUUAGUGCCACAGAUUGCCCUAAAUCUCUUAAAAAGUCCCCUAUUCCAAUACCACCUAGGCGUCGAAACUCUAACAGACCUGCUCCUUCUCCUCCCACUCCCAAGAGCCCCACACCUACCCACUUCACCACUGUGGCCUCCAGGAAAUCUGCCCCAGACAGUCCCUCUCUUUCCCCCUCCACUGCCUCUCCUAUCCAAAACACGAGGAAAGCUGCUCCCUCUCCUGCUCCUAUGGCGUUCACUUUCCCAGCCUCUGACACCUCCACCGAUAAACCUGCACCUACUGCCACCAGCACUGUUACCCCUGUCCCUGGUACCCCUACUGUCCUGGGCUCUAGUACACCAGCCCCUGACCCUGACAAACCUGACUCUACUACCAAAGACACUCACACCCCUGCCCCUAAUAUAGACCCCACUACCACUCCCACAUCUGUCCCUAAUAUAGACCCCACUACCACUCCAACAUCUGUCCCUAAUAUAGACCCCACUACCACUCCCACAUCUGUCCCUAAUAUCAACCGCACUACCACUCCCACAUCUGUCCCUAAUAUAGACCCCACUACCACUCCCACAUCUGUCCCUAGUGCUCCUACUACUGCCUUCAAUGCUGAUGUAACUGCUGCUAUCGUUCAUGAGGACACAACCAAAUCUGCCCUUGUUUUCCCAGACAUUCUCACUCCCACUCCUGCUCCCACAAGUGCCCCCACACCUGCCCCUAAUGCUCCCACUGCUCCGAGCUUUGCCACACCUGCUGCCCCCACGGUCACUAUCACACCUACCUCUACUACCUACGACACCCCAACACCAACCCUGACCCCCCACAUACCCAUCACCACAGAGCCCCAAGCCCCAGAGAUAGAGUUUGAGUUGACCAAUGGGGUGGUGACUAAGAGCCCCUCCCUGCCCCCAGCAGGGUCCACUGGGUUUCAGAGUAGUCCCACUCCCUCCCCUGCCCCUGUCCCUUCCUCCUCCUCCUUCCAGGCUAACGGAGACGGGUUCGGGGCAGACCUCCAGGCCUCAGGCCCUCCUGCUCUGGAGGAGUUAGACAGUCUGGCCAAGGCUGCUCCACUCAACAACGAGAAGAUAUUUGGAGAUGAGAAGAGUAAAGUGGAGGAGGUGAAGACAGCCCAGUCAGAGGUGACCACAGAACACAACGAUGUCACACAGACAAGCGACAGCAAGGCAUGAUUGGGCAGCCUCAGCCCACCCAAGAUGGCGGCGGCAGCAACACUCAUUACAGUCUGCAGCAGUUUUUCUUUCCAGUGCCCUUUCUGCAUUCUCAGAACAACAACAUGCGUCUGUGCAAUAGAGUCCAUUAGAGCACAAUCUGAUUGUGCAAAAGUAAAAUAUUGUCACAUAUGAUUUGUUUUGCUACACCCAUUGAGCACUAAAGAACACAAUUUGAGUGAUCUCAAGUGGUAUAGGAAACAACAUUUCUCAGAGUUAUAAUUGUUUUCAGUGCGGUUGCAGAUAAACAAUGGAUUAUUCAGGAACAUAACACUGAGUGUACAAAACAUUAGGAACACCUUUCUACUAUUGAGUUGCACCCCUUUUUGCCAUCAGAACAGCCUCAGUUCUUCGGGGCAUGGACUCUACAAGGUGUCGACAGAAUUCCACAGGGAU